ACUUUUAAUAUUCCAGCGGGGAGCAACCGCGGCUCAUUGUACUGCAGGCAACACAUAGGACGAGUGCUUUCUUGCAUUUCUUUGUGUUACAGUGUAGAAGCAGUGUGAUUUUACUGCAGGGGGACGGGAGAGAAAACCGGUCGGAGGAGGUGAACGGGUUCAGGCCUUGGUUGGAGGAGCUGGUGUGACGUAGCAGUCCCCCACACACCCACACACAUACAUACAUACACCGGCUGCUGCUGCGCCUGCCAGGAUCUCAAUGUGGGGAAAUGACCGCAAGUGACCUCAAAGGAAACACUGUAUUUUAGCGCCGCUCGCAUUUUUAUUUCACACUACAUUAAAGCAAGAAUGUAUGUUAAAUUUUAGCUUGAUAUUUUACGGUAAAAACCACGUUAGAUCACAAGGAAAGAGUGAGGUCUAACGUUAGCUGAUCGCUCGGCUGUCUCAGUAGCUUGCAAGCGGCUAACGUUAGCUAGCUAGGCUAAGGCACUCCGGUUUGUCAUUGCUAGCGGCCGGGCUUGUACAGUUCGUUUCCUCGCAGAUGCUAAGCUAGGCUAGGCUAGGCUAGCUGCUGCCAUGGAUAAAGCAAAGUCAAUGAUGGACAAGAAAGGAGCGUCGGGACCCUUUCAUGUCAACAACGGGCAGAGCCAGAGGGGGUUUCACGGCCACGUCGUUGUGGCUGCUAACGGCAGCUGCUGCAGCGGCAAUAAUGCAUUCGGUUCGAGCACUGGACCCAACAGCAGCAGCACGUUUGAGAACAUGCAUCAUUUGCACCGCGGCGAGGAUGCAGAGUGCAACGGGUCCCCGGCCAAGAGGUGCAGGCUGCGGAGGAGGACGGAGUCCGUGAGACGGAACAGACCCCCCUUCCCCUGGUUUGGUAUGGACAUCGGGGGCACCUUGGUGAAGCUUGUGUAUUUUGAGCCGGUAGAUAUAACUGCAGAGGAAGAACAGGAAGAAGUGGAAAACCUCAAGUCCAUCCGCCGCUACCUCACCUCAAAUGUGGCCUAUGGUAAAACUGGCGUCCGUGACGUCCACCUGGAGCUGAGGAACCUGACCAUGUGCGGCAGGACGGGGAACCUGCACUUCAUCCGAUUCCCAACACAGGCCAUGCCCCGUUUUAUCCAAAUGGGACGCGACAAGAACUUCUCCAGCCUGCACACGACACUCUGCGCCACCGGAGGUGGGGCAUACAAGUUCGAGAAUGACUUCCGAACGAUGGCCGACCUGGAGCUGCUGAAACUGGAUGAGCUGGACUGCCUGAUCCAUGGCCUCCUGUUCGUUGACCGGGUGGGCUUCAACGGACACCCAGAGUGCUACUACUUCCAGAACCCGUCAGACACCCAGAGCUGUGUGAAGAAACCCUGCACCCUGGACAACCCCUUCCCCAUGCUGCUGGUCAACAUCGGCUCCGGGGUCUCCAUACUGGCCGUGUAUUCAGAGACCAACUACAAACGGGUGACUGGGACCAGUCUGGGAGGUGGUACAUUCCUUGGCCUUUGCUGUCUGCUGACCGGCUGCGAGACGUUCGAGGAGGCGUUGGAAAUGGCCAGCAAGGGUGACUCUACCAACGUGGACAAACUGGUGAAAGAUAUCUACGGGGGAGACUAUGAGCGCUUUGGCCUGCAGGGCUCCGCUGUCGCGUCCAGUUUUGGUCACAUGAUGAGCAAAGACAAGAGAGACAGCAUCAGUAAGGAAGACCUUGCCAGAGCCACGCUGGUCACUAUCACUAACAACAUAGGAUCCAUAGCACGGAUGUGUGCUGUCAAUGAGAAAAUCGAGCGUGUGGUGUUUGUGGGGAACUUCCUUCGUAUCAACACAGUCUCCACAAAAUUGCUGGCCUAUGCCAUGGACUUCUGGUCUAAAGGACAACUUCGAGCCCUCUUCCUGGAACAUGAGGGUUAUUUCGGAGCUGUGGGGGCGCUGAUGGAGCUUCUCAAGACAACAGAAGACCCGUGAAGGAUAUUGUGUUGACAUCAUCAACACUCGACAAGACGAUGUCAUCCACCCCCCGGACGCUACGACGUCAUCAACUCUCGUUGCUGUGACGUCAUCAACCUCUGACGCUGCUGAAAGGUCCCGUUCACAGAGGCCGCUAAAGGAACACUAAGAGAGAGACACAGAAACUGAGAAAAGCCAUUUUAAUAAUUUAACACUUGUAAAUAAUGAUAACCUCUAACAUCCAUCUCCUAAAUUUCCCAGACAGAGUCCCCCUAUCAUAGAGGUUUUAAUAUUGUAAUCUUUAAUUUAUGGUUUCCUGUAAUCAGCUCUGUUGAUUCCUGUCAUCAGCCCUGUGUGAGGAAGCACAGAGACGGAGUAUUUUAGUGUUUUUUGUUACUGUGUGUGUGAAUAGCUACUGUAGCAUUACAUCCUGGAGGCUGUGGUGCCCCAGGUGACUAUUUGUGCAACAGGUCAUUAAGAUACAAUAUCUAUACAGGAUUGAAGUUACUCUUGAAUGAGUAAUUGGGCAUUUUUACCACUAGGAACUCCUUUUCUGCGACCUCAGAAACAUUUGACCAUCAAUGCCUCCUGCCCUCAUCUGUCAGAGUGCAGACGGACAGCUGUACCUGAAUGUUUCAGUAACGUUAUCCUCCGCUUGUUGCUGAUGCUGUAAAACUACCAAGACUGCAGCUAGUGGUCCAUAUUGCAGCUGUGGCAGUCGCUAAGGGAUGGGAGGCAUUUUGUUGUCGCCCGACUGUUGCACAAAAAGUUGCCCAGCACGCUACAGCCCUCUGAGGAGUGCACUGAAGCCAAAUCUUGUUGAGAUUCAUACGACACCUGCCUCCUUCAGCUCAGAUGGGAAGCAGAAAAACAGUCUUUAAUUCUUUCUGUUGCUCCACUGCACAUGGCCUUUGCUUUUUGUUCAUCUCCAUCUACCUUCAUGCAAACAACAUUAACAUCACCAUAUUGCCACACAUGAAUCCUGCUCCUAACCUGCUGAGUUUAGUGUUUGACAACGGGACCAAGACAUUGUCUUCCAACAGAUAGUGCUACAGCUGUGUCUGCAUUGUCGAUUUCUGUUGACUGGCAUCACCACAACUACAGUCCAGGACCCAGUCCAGCUCAGCAGCCUGUGUGUGUGUGUGUGUGUGUGUGUGUGUGUGUGUGUGUGUGUGUGUGUGUGUGUGUGUGUGUGUGUCUUUUCAGCAGGGCGGAGGCCUGAUUCCUCACCCUCUAGCAUCUCUGCCACCCUGCUGCCUUCACUGGGUGUUGCAUUGUGAUGUAAUGAGGCAUUCAGGCUGAGCUAAUGCAAUGCUAAUGUUUCACGUGAAUCCUGGCACAGAAAAAGCUUCAGCACCCCCGCUCUUGAUGCAGAGGCAAGAGAAUGAUAUCACCUUCUGGUAGACAAUGGGGACCAAGAUGCUUUAAGCUCAGAGUCGCCCCUCGUGUAAAAUACACUGAUGCCAAUUUGCCAGCAACUCAAUCAGUUUAACUACUGUAGAUUAGACUGUGUUUUUACUGUCUAACAGUGCAGAUAUUGUGCAUGGCAGGUGGUGAUUUGCUCUCAAGGUGCUGCUGGGUAGCUGAAAAAGACUCUAAUCCUAUACUUGCAGAAAGAUACAUUGUAGCAGUUGGCCAAAAUCACUUUUUCAUCAUUCUUAUAUAUUUUCCCAUGCUUUAUGCUUAAUUUCACCCAGUCCAUGAAACCUGGGGUAGGGCACAUGCCCAGGUCCAGAAUGACUAACCUUGUAUCUCACGGACAAUUGGCAAAAUUGAUCAGAAUUAACCACAGUGAUGCAAACAAAGCUGUGGCACAAGCAAGACUUUAAAACUCCCAUGUGCACAGCCUUGUGUGUGGAAAGUGCCCGUUUGUCCUGAUCUGAGUCCAUAUUCACACUGGAACAUGCACCUUAGUAGAGAUUUUAAGUUUUAAAUUGUGUUUUUACUGAAUACUUGAAAAUGCUAGUGUGCAUCUGCUAGUGUGGAUCUUUCAAGUUUUAGUGAAGCCAUGACCUGGUUGGGAAACCCUCUUGCUUACCUGAGUUGCCUCUAAUGAUAUUUCUGAAAGAAAGAGAAGAAAGAGGAAUCUUACCUGAUCUGCAUUAAUUUGGUUACAGGCACACAUCAUACUAUAGGCAAGGUUUGCUAUAUGCAUUACAAUGACAGCUGUUAAUCAGUGAGCUUUCCAGUCACCAACUUCUUUUUAUAGAAUUGUUAGAUUAUAGCUGAAACAUGAGUGAAACAUGGACCACAAGUGUAUAGUCUCCUGUCAUGUCAUGAUAAUGCCCACUCCCCCUCCACCACCCUGGACCUUUACAGCCUCUUCUGGUUAUUGUCAAAGUAGCUGAACUGAACAGCUGGACAGUGCACUCUCUGCUGUCCACUGCUUUAUUUAUUUAUUACCACUGUCUACAUGCCUUUAGUCUUCACACAGAGAAACUGUGCUCUUCUCCCUUUUUGGAAUCACUCUUUGUGCAAUUCACCAUCGUCUCUCAGUUUCUGUACUCUUGAUUUGGAGUACAGUUUAUUUUGUUCUCUUGAUUUAUUAGACGAUUUAUUGUGUAAUACCUCCAAACCAUCACUACCAACACUUUUGGGUCAGUUAGUUUUCUUUGUUUCUGAGCCUGACAUACAACUCUGGGGAUUUUAUUAACAGGACCUUGUGAUUUAUUAGUGUCGCCUACAGUAUCAUGAUAAAGAUAAAAUCCUAACUAGCAAGCUGAACGUUAUGCAGGUAUUCUGAAAGUGUUAUUGGCAAAAAUGGAUCGUUUGCAGUUAUCUCCACGCUACUGUCAAACACGCACACAUGGACUACACUUUGACCCCGACUAAUAACAUGUUUGCUGCUAUGCAGUUCUGAUUUGUUUUUAGUUAUUUCUGUUAUUUCAAGCUGAUGCUUUUACCCACAACAACUCACAACACACUAACAUUUAAAAUUGAAUAUGCACCAUUUGGAGAAAUUCUAUUUGCAAAUUAUAGAUUGAGCAUAAUUAAAGUAUAUUAGGGUCCUUUGUAAUGAAUAGGUCAUUACUCAUCAGGUAACAGGAUAAUUGCAUUUAACAGGGUGGACUCUCUGUAGUUCAUACAUACUAAAAGUAAAAAAAAAUGUUUACUGUUGGGACAUUGGCUGUAGUGGCUUUAAUAAUCCAAAUGCAGUGAAACUGUUGUGAAAUACCAUUUGAGUAGUUAUAUUUUGGAGGUUUUGCAACCAACAUUUAAUCAUCAACGUGUUCCAUCCUGCUUGUUUUCAGCUGUGAUGACGCUGUAGAUGUUCUUUCUGGGUGCUUUCUGGUCUGUUUGUUUUGUUCCUUUUUUUUCUCUCUCUCACUCUCUAAUUUGCCUUGCUCCAACUCAUGUUUGGAUGAUGUUAGUGGCCUUGACCUAUCAAGUGCCACUCAGCUUUAUCCACCUGGUGUUACUGUUAUUUCGUGCCACCCUUUCUUUUAUUUUGAAAACCCAAAUCUGUUGCCUUCAUCCUUCGUUCUCCUAUUUACACCAUGCUCGUGCCCUUCAGUUUUCCUGUGUGACUUCAUUUCCAUUUCUUACCUGCUGAACUUCACCUCAGUGUUUUUGUAAUGUUGUGCAUGCAGAUACAUUUUUUAUGUCAGAUUUCACUCUUCCUUUCUGUGUUUGUUAAGGUUUUCUUGGGGAUUUUAUUUUUGUUUGUUUUGUACUGUAACAGAAGAUUCACUGCAGUUAACACACAUUCACAAUUCACCUGCUAGUCCUAAAUGUGUCUUAGAUAAAAAAAAAAAAAACCGUUAACUUCUACUGACACUGCAAAUGCUUUUGUUCUAAAAUGUGCAAUUUUUAGAGAGUCACAAGAUUCUUUAGCUAUCCCAGAUCAUUACUAAUAAGAACUGAAAUUGUACAUGUUUUCCAACUUUUCAUUGUUUUUUAGCAACAGUUUGGUUUGAGAACAUUUUUGAAAGGGCAUGUCCUUUUACGAAAAAAAGAAAGGAUUCUUUUUUUUUUUCCUGCUAGUAAUAAGUAAUAAUGUGAGUUGAUGUGUUUUUCCCCCACACAAUUUGAAAAUACUGUUGUACUGAAUUUCUUUUUGGUUGGCACAAAAGAACCAGUGUGAUUGCUCGGAGACAUGUAAAUCCCUGCUAUCAUGCUCUUUCAGGCUGCAGAAACGUUUUCAGACGUGUUGUGAUUUGCAGCACUUAUCAUAGUGAUCAGUCUCACUGCGAGUUGUACCUUUUUAAACAUGUAUCAUCACUGUCUUGUAGAACCGUUUGUCAUGUUCAAGCAUUUAUUUAUGGAACAUUUUACCGUCUGCUGUUCAUUGUUUGGCUCAGUCCUGGUGUCAGUGCUGUCUUUUACUGGUGAUGAUACACGGUCUCUACAGACUACAGAUGAUGCGUGUUUUAAAGUUAUUAGUUUUAAGGUGUACCUGUAUAUUCCGAGUGAUGGAAUAUUUACCAGUUACAACAUAAUUUUCAUCUUCAACUAAUCUAAAACUGUUCCGAGCCAGUGUUACAGACUGUCAUGGGAAUAGCAUUAGUUCAAAUACUUGUAGUAUUUUUUGGGCCUACAGGAAUCAUUGUACUGAUGUACCACUGCAGCUUCUGUGUUUUUGACUCCAAAAAACAAAUUAAUUACUAUUUUAUGAAAUCUAAAUUCUUAACAUAAACUGUAUUAAUGUUCAUUCAAAGCAGUAUCACAUCUUUCACCGAUAGCUGAUAUUUUCCUAAACAAUUUAAAGUGUUUCAGAUAUUUUCUGUAACUACGCCACAGAUGCAGUAUGCAGCAAAAAUUCAGUCGUUUAAGCAAAUUGGCUUUUAAGAGGUUUUUCUGUUAAGAGUCAACAAUGUGGAUGUUUUUGUCUGCUUUGAUAACUUUCUGAAGUGUGAUUGUAAGAAUUUGGGGUUUGAACUUCAGUAACACUUUGUCUGGGGUUCAUUUCCCAAUGGGACCAUCUGUACUCAGAUCAGUAUGUAUUUCUCUGUACUGUAAGGAGCUUUGGCUUAAAGCAUCCACCGAACGGCAAAUGUUAUGUCAUCCAUAGCGAAAUCUAACCAAAAGGCUAUGCAGCAACACAUCCAUCGAUCUCUUUGUCCCUUUCAACAAACCCACCUCUUCUCUGAUCCUACCACAGUUGAUUGGACUUGUCUGUAAAUGUUUUAAAUAAUAUAUGCAACCCUGUUAGUUUUCCCCUGUGAGAAAUCCUGAAUCUUGACAAAGUUUCUGUCCUGCUGAUUUAGUUGUUAACACUAUUUGAGGUGGAUGCUUGCAACAGGAUGUUGUAUACUGAAUUAUGCACCAAAAUGAGUGUGCCACGUAUGUUUUUUCACACUGUACUGGCACUGUAAGGUCAUUGUGGCAUAUGGAAGCUAUUUUAAAAACAUACCUACACUUGUUUUUGAGUGGUUCUGUACCUUGUUGGAUGAAUGACCCUAGCUGAAUUUGUUUAAACUUAAGUCUCAAGGUACAUCAGUGUGUAAAAGUUGUCCAAAUUGGCUGGAGGUUAUCGUCUAACAGUGUUACUAGAACUGUAAACACUUUAUUGACCUUUUGCUGGUCUAACAUUUUUCACCCCACUUAGCUGAACUUUCCUCAGAUGUUCUUAGUCUGGUCAAACAUCCUGUUGCAUGAAUACAUCCAGCCUUUAAACUAUCUUCUGGAAUGCUUGACUGGCAGGACAGACCUUUUCACCCUUGUGUAUUUGAUUGUACAGAGAUUUUGUAAAUAAUAUUAAUAUGAUAUAUUCUACACCAGCAAUCUGUCUGUUGAUAAAGUUGUUUCAACUGUUCAGGGCCAGGUUUCCCAAACAAGACUCGGCACUCCAUUUUACCAGUCCCAAAGCAGACAGAAGAUGCAUCGUAACACACCACUUUCCUCUGCAGCUUUAUCAACUUUACCAGACCUGUGUUAUAUAGUAGUAGGACAUACUUCUAGCAAUCUGUUAAUCUGCUUGUGGUAUAUGAUUGAUGAAAUUUUCCUCAUUAGGACUAAUUACAUUUCUUCAUGUUUUUGUGAUUGUCUAAACUUAGCAUUUACUGUAUAUUCUCCAUGAAAUCCAUCAAUCUGACAAUAUGUUUUUACAUUAUUGUCACUUUUAAUAUAAUUUCCAUUAUUCCAUUUGGGUCCAAUUGACUUUAGAAAAAAACAAAAAAAAAAAACUAAAUGGUGAUUGAGAACUAAAAGUAAUUUUUAAGGUGGAAUGUGGUACGCUGAAUUACAUGUUCUUUGAAGUGUUUAACUCACUUUGAUACUUUUGGUGCCCACAGUCUGGAUGCCUGUUUUCUGUCUGCUGAAUUUCAUUGCCGGUUGUUCACCUCAGCUCCUCUGUGAUCUGGAUCUGGGUGUGAAAGUUUUGGGAAGCCCAGUGCUGGUUGUUGGUGUCAGUUCUGCUGCUGCUUUUAACUCCGGUUUGAAAAAGGAAAGGGUUAAAAAGAAAAAAAAAAAAGACAAUUUUAAAAAAAGGCUCCCUGCCUUGUGCAAUGUGUAUGUACUGAAGUGAAGAGAUUUUUUUUUUAAAAGGAAUUAAACUAAAACUGGAUUAGA
Molecule: messenger RNA, 8448 nt
Organism: Lates calcarifer (barramundi perch)
Lineage: Eukaryota; Metazoa; Chordata; Actinopteri; Centropomidae
Gene: pank1a
Product: pantothenate kinase 1a
Exons: 8
Coding region: 577-1956 (459 amino acids)
Biological process (GO): coenzyme A biosynthetic process
Cellular component (GO): nucleus; cytosol
Molecular function (GO): pantothenate kinase activity; ATP binding
Source: RefSeq, a predicted model, not a curated record